CCUCAGGAAGGCGGACCCCCCCGUCCUCGGGGGCGGAGCCACAAGGGUCAGCCACGCCCUCCUGCUGCUGGCUCCGCCCCCCGGUCCCCGGGGCCUGCGGCGCUGCUCGGCCGCGGCCGGCUCUUCUCCCUCCGGUCGGAGCGACGCGCCCGGGAAUCCUUUUCGUAUAUGGAUCAGCAUUCUAGUGAUGUUGAAACUGGAAAAAGACAACUCUAAGCAAGCCCAGGAUGCAUCGGGUGCCAAAUGAUGCAGAAAAUGCUCACAGUAGCAGUGUGGAAUCCUGCCCGUCCUUGCGAGAUGUCCACUCCAUCAACCCAGCGCAGCUGAUGGCAAGGAUUGAGUCCUAUGAUGUCAGAGAGAAGAAGGGAAUAUCGGAUGUCAGAAGGACUUUCUGUUUGUUUGUCACAUUUGAUCUCUUAUUUGUAACGUUGCUGUGGAUAAUAGAAUUAAAUGUAAAGGGAGGCAUUGAGACUACCUUAGAGAAAGAAGUUCUACAGUAUGACUAUUCUUCUUCAUAUUUUGAUAUAUUUCUACUGGCAGUCUUUCGAUUUAAGGUGUUAAUACUUGCAUAUGCAAUGUGCAGACUGCGCCAUUGGUGGGCAAUAGCUUUUACAACAGCGGUGACCAGUGCCUUUUUAUUAGCAAAAGUAAUUAUUUCACAGCUGUUCUCACAGGGUGCUUUUGGCUAUGUGCUGCCCAUCAUAUCCUUCAUACUUGCCUGGAUUGAAACCUGGUUCUUGGACUUCAAAGUGUUACCACAAGAAGCUGAAGAAGAAAACAGAUUUCUAAUAGCGCAGGAUGCUUCGGAACGAGCAGCUCUCCUUCACCCAGGAGUCCUGUCUGAUGGGCAGUUCUAUUCUCCUCCUGAAUCUGUAGCGGGAUCUGAUGAGGACUCUGAAGAAAAACAAGACAGUGAAAAACCAGUUGUAUAGCAAAUAUGGAAAAGCAG
This is a messenger RNA of Numida meleagris (helmeted guineafowl), 949 nucleotides long. It is a transcript of the gene STARD3NL, whose product is annotated as STARD3 N-terminal like. Lineage: Eukaryota; Metazoa; Chordata; Aves; Galliformes; Numididae. The coding region runs from base 228 to 932 and encodes 234 amino acids. The record is from RefSeq and is a predicted model, not a curated record. The transcript has 8 exons.